UUGUGAUAUUCUUCCAGAAUGCAAUGAAUACAAGUCUCAUUGAGAUCAGUGAAAAUGUAAAGUUGGGCAGAGAGUAUGCCUUGCUGGGAAAUUAUGAUUCUGCACUAGUUUACUACCAAGGCGUGAUUGAACAGAUUCAAAAAUACUUAUCCUGUGUCAGAGAUCCUUUGAACAAACAGAAAUGGCAACAAGUAUGGCAAGAGAUAAGUGAAGAAUGUAAGCACGUCAAGGAGAUUAUUACAACGCUGGAUGGCUUUAAACAUGAAAGUUCGCCUUUGCAGGCUGUACGCCAGGAAAGACCAGCUCAGGAUUUAGAAGUCUGGUCACUGCCAGUGCCUGUAGAACGCAAACCAUCGCCUCAUCCAAGAAAACGGCAGUCUACUCCCUGCAAUGACCUCAAACCUCAAAAGGACCGUUCAGGAGGUCCAGUUAAAGGUUCUGGCCGUCCAUCAAACCGAAUAGGAAACAAUGACCGAGUCAGACCAGUCAAAGGCAAGGAGAGGAAAGAAAUUCAAAACAAAGGAAAGGAGGAAAAGUCUAAACCUCCUGAGACCUCUGAAAGUGAACCAAGAAAAUUUGAUAGCACAGGAUAUGAUCGAGAUCUUGUAGAAGCUCUGGAGCGAGAUAUAAUAUCACAAAAUCCCAAUGUUCGAUGGGAUGAUAUAGCUGACUUGGAGGAAGCCAAAAAAUUACUGGAGGAAGCAGUGGUUCUACCUAUGUGGAUGCCAGACUUCUUCAUAGGAAUCAGAAGGCCUUGGAAAGGUGUGCUGAUGGUUGGUCCCCCUGGGACAGGGAAAACUAUGCUGGCUAAAGCAGUAGCUACGGAGUGUCGAACAACAUUCUUCAAUGUCUCUUCAUCAACACUCACUUCCAAAUAUAGAGGAGAGUCCGAGAAACUUGUCCGCUUAUUGUUUGAAAUGGCCAGGUUUUAUGCCCCAACAACUAUUUUCAUUGAUGAAAUUGACUCCAUUUGCAGUCGGCGAGGAACUGCUGAGGAACAUGAGGCCAGCAGACGAGUGAAAGCAGAGCUACUUGUUCAGAUGGAUGGUGUUGGUGGUGCUUCAGAAAAUGAUGAUCCUUCUAAAAUGGUCAUGGUUCUGGCAGCGACUAACUUUCCCUGGGAUAUUGAUGAAGCUCUAAGAAGACGUCUAGAAAAGCGAGUUUAUAUUCCUUUGCCCUCAGCAAAGGGCAGAGAGGAACUGCUGCGGAUUAACCUCAAAGAACUGGAGGUAGCAGAUGAUAUAGAUAUCAAGAAAAUAGCGGAACAAAUGGAAGGUUACUCUGGAGCAGACAUUACCAAUGUUUGCAGGGAUGCCUCCAUGAUGGCUAUGCGACGGCGCAUCCAAGGUCUGACUCCAGAGGAAAUAAGAAACAUAUCGAGGGAUGAGCUGCAGAUGCCAACAACUAUGGAAGAUUUUGAAAUGUCUUUGAAAAAAGUCUCAAAGUCUGUGGCUGCUGCAGACCUUGAGAAGUAUGAGAAAUGGAUAACAGAAUUUGGUUCCUAUUGACCCAUCGGGAGCAUCCAUCUCACAGUCAAAUAAAACGGAUUCUAUCAUAUCAGCAACUGCAGAUUCACUUGGGUGGACUAGAAAAUGGACUGUUUAACAAAGUGGCAAAAGACUACUGUCGCCAUCAGUGCCUUACUUAAAAAGUUAAAGGGCUAUAAAGAGCUGCAGUUCAUGUCCUGCAUUUGCUUCUGUUGAUUUUCUGGAAAUGUUUUAUUCAAAUUGCAGAGCUCAGCACUAAGUUGGAGAUUCUCACCCAGACUCUUUUUAGACCACUCUGAUGAAUUUUAACAACCUUUUCUGUUCUCGCUUUGUCGGUCUGCUUUUGAAUAAUUUUCUUUUCAACCAUUGCAUGUUAUUUGGGGCGCUAGCUUGUAAGAUGGUCCUGUAGUUAACAGCAUAGGUAACGUUCGCAGUCGAUGCUGAACCAUAAAUUGACUCCAUCGAGGUCUCUUUCAAAUUGUUACUCCCAUGAGCUCAGCAACUCGCAUUGUUUUAAUAAAAAUAUCCAAAAUUGAAAAAUA
Callorhinchus milii (elephant shark) is the source of this 2029-nucleotide messenger RNA. RefSeq names its product katanin p60 ATPase-containing subunit A1. The transcript has 10 exons. Gene Ontology annotation, molecular function: microtubule binding; ATP binding; ATP hydrolysis activity. Gene Ontology annotation, cellular component: microtubule cytoskeleton. Lineage: Eukaryota; Metazoa; Chordata; Chondrichthyes; Chimaeriformes; Callorhinchidae. The record is from RefSeq and is a predicted model, not a curated record. The coding region runs from base 24 to 1508 and encodes 494 amino acids. Gene Ontology annotation, biological process: microtubule severing.